Molecule: messenger RNA, 2233 nt
Organism: Thamnophis sirtalis
Lineage: Eukaryota; Metazoa; Chordata; Lepidosauria; Squamata; Natricidae
Source: RefSeq, a predicted model, not a curated record
GCCCGGAGCUGCAGCGGACGCGCCGCCGCCACCUGCCGAUGCGGGAGCGGACGUGACCCGGAGACAUGGCGCUGUGGGGCCGCAUCGCCCUGGUGCUGCUCUGCGGCCUCGUCCUGCCGCCGCCGGGCCCCGCCGAGGUGCCCCCCAGCCCCCACUCGGCCCCCGGGCCGCACCUGGACCAGGCCGGGCUAGAAGAGUUCUGCCACAUCGACCGGCCCCUGUGCCACAAUGAGGACGAGCAGCUUAGCUUCGAAGCCGUGCGCAGCAUCCACAAGCAGAUGGACGACGAUGCCAAUGGCAAUGUGGACGUGGAGGAGAGCGACGAGAAAUGGGGGGCUUCAGCAGAGGGACGGCAGGAGGGGGGAAAACACUCUGUGUGUGUGUGUCUCUCUCUCUCUCUCUCUGCCCCUUCUGCAGUUUACAACUGGACGGUGGAGGAGGUGGUGCAGUGGCUGAUCACCUACGUGGAACUCCCCCAGUACGAAGAGACCUUCCGGAAGCUCCAGCUCACGGGCCAUGCCAUGCCCAGGUUCACCCGCCACAACCACCUGAAGGACUUCCUGCUGGUGGUCUCCAUCGUGAUUGGCGUGGGGGGCUGCUGGUUCGCCUACAUCCAGAACCGCUACUCCAAGGAGCACAUGAAGAAGAUGAUGAAGGACCUGGAGGGCCUCCACAGGGCGGAGCAGAGCCUCCACGACCUCCAGGAAAGGUGUGCUCCCUCUCUGCCCUCUGAAGCCCUGUGGGGGCCCUUGUGCUCUCCCCCCCCCCAGGUGCGCAUGGCCCUCCGGAACGCGGAGAAGGAGCUGGAGUCUCACAGCAGCUGGGCGGCCCCCGGGGCCCUUCAGAAGUGGCUGCAGCUGACCCACGAGGUGGAGGUCCAGUACUACAACGUCAAGAAGCACAGCGCGGAGAAGCAGCUGCUCCUGGCCAAGGAGGGGCCAGCAGCCUGGGCACCGUGGGGCUGGGGCCGGCGGGUGGGGGCAGCCGCACUGUCUUGUAUGCUUCGGCCAGACCGGAGAAAAACUCACCUCCUCCUUCCCCUUGGCUGGUUGUGUCACAGGGAGAGGGAGGAGAGAGAGGGAGGGGCUAGGGGGAAAGCAGGAUGGCCCCCCCCCAGCCUCACCCUCCCUCCAGGCAAGGCGGGGAUGGAGGGAGGCGUCCCCUGGAUGGGCCCCGUCCGGUGCAGCCUCUUUCUCCCUAACCGGCCCAUUUUCCCUCCUCUCCCGCCAGCUCCCACCUUCCCGAGCAGCAUCGUUCGCCAGCGCCUGGUGGACCCCCAGCAUUCCUUGGGAUCGCAGAGGGACUUGGCCCGCUCGGACUCGGACUCCUCCAUCCCGCACCUGAGCGAGCUCCCGCGGGCCUCCGCUUCCAUGCCCAAGCUGCGCCCCGCCCUGCUGAGCAAAGCGGCAGAGGAGCAGUCCUCCCAGACGGAGCCCCCGGAGUCGGAGAGCCCGCUGACGAUGACGAAGGUGCCCCGGGCCAACCACCACGGGGGGCUGGAGAAGGCGGCCAGCCUGGGGGAGCUGGGGUCGGUGGGGGCCCGUUCGGGGGACUCCUCUCGGUCACACAGCCCCAGCUCCACCGAGCCCGACACCCCCUCGCCAUCUGCCAACGGCCGCACCGGCCUCUCCCUCCUCUCCGGCAAGGCCAACAGCCGCAUCCCGCACCUGGCGGCCAAGAAGGGCGAGGAGGACAGCGGCUCCACCGGCGAGGAGACGGACUCAGGCGCCGGGAAGAAGAAGUUCCCGCUGAAGAUCUUCAAGAAGCCCCGGAAGUAGCCGGAGGAGACGGAAGGACCGCCCGUGGCUGCCCUUCGCCGGAACGCCUGGGGGGCACAGAGACCCUCUUGCCUGGGGGGCCUCCUGGGGCCAGAGGGCCCUGCUUGGCUGCGCAUGGCUUGCACCCGCUGCCCCCCUUCUGCCCGCUGCUGCCCUCCGUGUGGCCGGAGCAGGGCAGCCCCCCCACAGGCCCCCCUGGACCGCGGCCUUCCCUCAGGAGCGGAACCAAAGCUGCGGGGCCCCUGGGGCCGCUCGGGGCAGCCGAGGAGAGGAUGGCGACGUCUGGGGCUCCCGGCUGCAUCCUGGACCGGCCCCAGGAGGAGCCCCCCAGGAGCCCCCCCCUCUCUCUGGGUCUCAGGGCAAGGAGGAAGGCAGGAGGGGGGCAGCUCCCUGGGCCGGAACGGCUGCUUUCCCUAAAACUGUUUUGAAUCCAAUAAAGCAUGUAGCCUAUUUUA